Molecule: messenger RNA, 558 nt
Organism: Culex pipiens pallens (northern house mosquito)
Lineage: Eukaryota; Metazoa; Arthropoda; Insecta; Diptera; Culicidae
Exons: 2
Coding region: 15-404 (129 amino acids)
Source: RefSeq, a predicted model, not a curated record
AGUUCUUCGUGAAGAUGCGACUUGGUUUGGUACUUGCUUGCUGUAUAACUCUUGCACUAUCGUCGUCUUUCGGACUGCCACUGGAGAAAACGAACGACGAUGAAGUGAAGGUGACCAAACUGAUCAAUCGGAACAACGGGGAUCGAUACUUGCUGCUGUACCUGCUCAGUGAUGAUCAAUUUCGGUACGAGCGUGGAUACUUCAAGAAGAAGUCGGAUAGUGACGAGAUGGUUUGGACUGUUAUUGGACGGUAUCGGUACAGGUCGCCCGAAGGCGAGUUUUACAGUUACAAGUACUCGGCCGGCGAGGAUGGAUUCAAGCAACAGGUUGUGAAUAGCAGCGAUGAUCCGUUGGAUGUGGUGAAUCGGAUUGACCCGAAGGCGUUGGCGUCGUUGGUUGGAUGAUUAAGUUUAGGAAUUGUGAGGUAUUGUGGAUGAAAAAUAAACUUCUUUCAAUUCAAAGAGUUUUAAAUUAAUGCGUAUGAAAUUAAAAAAAAAGAAUUAUUGGUUGAUUUGUGUGAUGACUUGUUUAUAAUCGGCUAGAUGUGAUUAAUAACAA